Molecule: messenger RNA, 3432 nt
Organism: Eubalaena glacialis (North Atlantic right whale)
Lineage: Eukaryota; Metazoa; Chordata; Mammalia; Artiodactyla; Balaenidae
Gene: RAP1GAP
Product: RAP1 GTPase activating protein
Exons: 25
Coding region: 5-2713 (902 amino acids)
Biological process (GO): regulation of small GTPase mediated signal transduction; activation of GTPase activity
Cellular component (GO): membrane; cytoplasm
Molecular function (GO): GTPase activator activity
Source: RefSeq, a predicted model, not a curated record
CACCAUGAGCGGCCGGAAGCGCAGCUUCACCUUCGGGGCCUACGGAGGGGUGGACAAGUCCUUCACCCCUCACCGGAGUGCGUGGAGGAGUGAUGGGCAGAACCAGCGCUUCCCUCAGGCACUAGACCUGCCACGAGUGGACUUAGUUCCCUCCCAGACUGCUUCACUCCACCCUAAGAACACAGAUCUGUUUGAGAUGAUUGAAAAGAUGCAGGGAAGCAGGAUGGAUGAACAGCGAUGCUCCUUCCCACCACCCCUCAAAACGGAGGAGGACUACAUUCCCUACCCGAGCGUCCACGAGGUCCUGGGGCGAGAAGGGCCCUUCCCCCUCAUCCUGCUGCCCCAGUUUGGGGGCUACUGGAUUGAAGGCACCAAUCACGAAAUCACCAGCAUCCCGGAGACAGAGCCGCUGCAGUCGCCCACGGCCAAGGUGAAGCUGGAAUGCAACCCCACCGCCCGCAUCUACCGCAAGCACUUUCUUGGCAAGGAGCAUUUUAAUUACUACUCACUGGACACUGCCCUGGGCCACCUUGUCUUCUCACUCAAGUAUGAUGUCAUCGGGGACCAGGAACACCUGCGUCUGCUGCUCAGGACCAAGUGCCGGACAUACCAUGACGUCAUCCCCAUCUCCUGCCUCACUGAGUUCCCCAACGUGGUCCAGAUGGCAAAGCUGGUGUGUGAAGACGUGAAUGUGGAUCGAUUCUAUCCUGUGCUCUACCCCAAGGCCUCCCGCCUCAUCGUCACCUUCGACGAGCACGUCAUCAGCAAUAACUUCAAGUUCGGAGUCAUUUAUCAGAAGCUUGGGCAGACCUCCGAGGAAGAACUCUUCAGCACCAACGAGGAGAGCCCCGCCUUCGUGGAGUUCCUCGAAUUCCUUGGCCAGAAGGUCAAACUGCAGGACUUUAAGGGGUUCCGAGGAGGCCUGGACGUGACCCACGGGCAGACGGGGACCGAGUCUGUGUACUGCACCUUCCGCAACAAGGAGAUCAUGUUUCACGUGUCCACCAAGCUGCCCUACACAGAAGGGGACGCCCAGCAGUUGCAGCGGAAGCGGCACAUCGGGAAUGACAUCGUGGCUGUGGUCUUCCAGGACGAGAACACGCCCUUUGUGCCGGACAUGAUUGCGUCCAACUUUCUGCAUGCCUAUGUGGUGGUGCAGGCCGAGAGUGGGGGCCCCGAUGGCCCCCUGUACAAGGUCUCCGUCACUGCGAGAGACGACGUGCCCUUCUUCGGGCCACCCCUCCCGGACCCUGCUGUGUUCAGGAAGGGGCCUGAGUUCCAGGAAUUUUUGCUGACAAAACUGAUCAAUGCUGAAUAUGCUUGCUACAAGGCAGAGAAGUUUGCCAAACUGGAGGAGCGGACACGGGCCGCCCUCCUGGAGACGCUCUAUGAGGAACUGCACAUCCACAGCCAGUCCAUGAUGGGCCUGGGUGGCGACGAGGACAAGAUGGAGAACGGCGGCGGGGGCGGCGGCUUCUUCGAGUCCUUCAAGCGGGUCAUCCGGAGCCGCAGCCAGUCCAUGGAUGCCAUGGGGCUGAGCAACAAGAAGCCCAACACCGUGUCCACCAGCCACAGCGGGAGCUUUGCACCCAACAACCCGGACCUGGCCAAAGCGGCUGGAAUAUCAUUGCUUAUUCCUGGGAAAAGUGCGAGUAGAUUCGGACGCCGGGGCAGUGCCAUAGGCAUAGGAACCGUGGAAGAGGUUGUCGUCCGCGGGGCCGCCGGCUCUGGAGGCUGCCUGCACGCGCUGUUCUCUGCUCGCUCUCAGGACGGAGGCCAUAUUGGGGACGUUGCCCCCCUCCCCCCGGGACAGGCCCGAGGGCUGGCAGGAUGGAGUGCCAGCAGCUCUGAUGGCACUCAGCACCUGCUUUGGGGCCUGUCACUGAUUGUCCCUGGAAAGAGCCCCACCAGGAAGAAGUCGGGCCCGUUCGGCUCACGCCGCAGCAGUGCCAUCGGCAUUGAGAACAUACAGGAGGUGCAGGAGAAAAGGGAGAGCCCCCCGGCUGGCCAGAAGACCCCAGACAGCGGGCACGUCUCACAGGAGCCCAAGUCGGAGAACUCAUCCACUCAGAGCUCCCCAGAGAUGCCCACGACCAAAAACAGAGCGGAGACAGCAGCUCAGAGAGCAGAAGUGCUGAAGGACUUCUCCCGCUCCUCGUCCAGUGCCAGCAGCUUCGCCAGCGUCGUGGAGGAAGCAGAGGGUGUGGACGGGGACGAUACAGGCCUGGAGAGUGUCUCGUCCUCGGGGACGCCCCACAAGCGGGACUCCUUCAUCUAUAGCACGUGGCUGGAGGACAGUGUCAGCACCACAAGUGGGGGCAGCUCCCCAGACGCCGGCAAGUCGGGGGACCCUGCAUGUCCCGAGAUCAAGAUCCAGCUGGAAGCAUCUGAACAGCACAUGCCCCAGCUGAUGAGGCCGCAGAAGCACAAGGUGAAGACGCUGUGUCAAAUCCAGGCAGACGGGACCUCUGCCCCCGAGGCCAGCACCAGCCUGUGGGCUGCCCCCGGCCUCCCCAACCCUCCUCCUGGCCCACUGUCUGGGCUGUCUCUGCAGGGCGGAGCCAUCCAGACCUGGGAGUGGGGAAGCUGCUGGCACCAUCCCCACCCCCUGGGCUGGGGGGCCGGCUGGGGCAGGGAGUGGUCACUUGAAACAGGACUCCAGGCCUGGCUCAUCUGUCACCCCUGGGUGCUCCUCUGGACUCAGGGGGAGUGAGCUGGAAGGGGGGAUUGAGACAUCUCAGUGCAUACAGAGCCUACUAUGGAGGCCGUGGGGUGUGACGUGUGGUAGAAUGAGCACUGGGCUGGGAGUCCUAAGUCCUAGCUUUUGAUUUGGGUUCUGCUCUGUGACUAUGGGCAAAUCACUCUCCCUCUCUGGGCGCCUCUGCUAUAAAUGGACAAGAUUAUUUCAGAGGUCACUGAAGGCUGUGAGUCCAUGCACCUGCCCCAGAAUGGAGGAUUGUCGUCCCAGGGACCUCCCAUCACCCUACCCUGCUUCUUGGGGUUCCUGGGGCCCCCGGUGGGCCGAGGGGCAGGGAGCUGGCUGUGCCCAUUGCCCCUCCUGGACCCUCAGUCUCUACCACAGAUCUGCCGAUGCCCUGUCCACUGCCUCCACGACAGACGAGUGACCCGCUUGUGGGGGAAGUGGGAGCUACCUGGCUCCUCAGCCAGCACCCAGCUUAACCCUUGCCUUCCCAUGCUCCUGGGCACGCCGGGCCGAGGGGUCUCAGCUGGCCUAGAGUUAUGGGCCGCACCUUUGCGCCACCCUCACCCACCAUGGAGGGGGCAGCCAGGCACAGCCCACAUCCUUGUGUGUGUCUGUCCACACUUUUUAGGCGCCACGCCAAAGGCCAGCCUUCCGGCCCCAACACCCAUUUUGGAAGCCCCCCGUGGCCGUGUGUAUGUCAGUAACAGUUGUACAAAAUAAAUUCUAUU